Messenger RNA from Amyelois transitella, 2877 nucleotides. It is a transcript of the gene inc, whose product is annotated as BTB/POZ domain-containing protein KCTD5. Lineage: Eukaryota; Metazoa; Arthropoda; Insecta; Lepidoptera; Pyralidae. The transcript is spliced from 2 exons. Gene Ontology annotation, cellular component: Cul3-RING ubiquitin ligase complex; cytoplasm. Gene Ontology annotation, molecular function: cullin family protein binding. The record is from RefSeq and is a predicted model, not a curated record. Bases 58 to 711 code for a protein of 217 amino acids. Gene Ontology annotation, biological process: proteasome-mediated ubiquitin-dependent protein catabolic process; protein homooligomerization.
GCUCGGGGCACGGCACUGACUGAUUGUUUAAAAAAAAACUUUUGUUUAUGAUACGUUAUGGCGGACUUCGUAGGUGAUGGAGAUUUUUCAAAAGAAAAUUUACAAAAAUUUAACAAUGAAAGGCGGAGUACUAAGCAAUGGGUCAAACUUAACGUAGGCGGAACUUAUUUUCUAACAACUAAAACUACCUUGUCUAGAGAUCCUAAUUCAUUCUUGUAUCGAUUAGUUCAAGAGGACAGUGACUUGAUUUCGGACAGGGACGAAACUGGCGCUUAUUUAAUAGACAGAGAUCCUACUUAUUUUUCACCAGUGCUCAACUAUCUUCGUCAUGGUAAACUGGUUAUCAAUAAUGACAUCGCUGAAGAGGGUGUUUUAGAAGAAGCAGAGUUUUAUAAUAUUACUGAACUCAUAAGAUUAGUGAAAGAAAGGAUAUGCUUGAGGGACAGAAGACCUUUGAAAGAUUCUAAAAAGCAUGUUUAUAGAGUAUUGCAGUUUCAUGAGGAAGAACUUACACAAAUGGUAUCAACAAUGUCUGAUGGUUGGAAAUUUGAGCAGUUAAUAAAUAUUGGUUCUCAGUAUAAUUACGGCAAUGAUGAGCAUGCAGAAUUUUUGUGUGUUGUAAGCCGUGAAUGUGGCAAUUCUCUUAACAGCAAUGAUAUUGAACCAACAGACCGUGCCAAGGUGCUGCAACAAAAAGGUUCACGGAUGUGAGCUUCAAGAGAACUGUUGUAUGUUCUAAAUCUUUUUUGAGACUGUCAGCUCUGUAAAAUGUGUACAUAAAUAUUUGUAGAGUGUAAACAGUCUUUGCCCUUUUUAUUAAUGAGUUAAAAGUAAUAAUUUGAUACUUAUGACAAUGUUGAAAUAAGUCAAUUCCAUUGUAAUCAUAUAGGUGAUCAGACUUUCAAGAGCUACGUGAAUUAUGUCCUUAUCUGAUCCCAUUGGAGUCUAUUGAAAAGUGAUCUUUUUGAGUAAUAUUUUGGUAAAAUCAUUAUGCAUUCAUUUAUAUUUUUUUAAAUGUUAUGCGAAAUAACUAUGUGAUAAGAAGAUUAUACCAUUGAACUUUAUGGGAUCCGUUAUGGACCCAUGUGAAUUAGACAAAUACUCAGUUUUGAUAUAAAUUAUAGUGGAUUGUGUAGAUUAUAAUGAUUCUAGGAGGAAUUUUCAUGAAAUGUCUUCUACUUUGAGUAAUGAGAGUGUAGUAAAAAGAUACCUAUGUUUAAUAAAUUACUGAGUGCAAAAUUGAUUUGGUUAUAUCUUGUGUAAAUUGAUGUAAUUGUUUUGCUUCUCUAAAAGACAUAUAAUUAAAAAGAAGUUAGUGUAUUUUGGUGGCUACUUUAGCUUUCUUACUGUGUAUUGUUUAUAUGGUUUUAGUAUAGAUAAAACAAGUGGAGAAGCAAUAUAAUCAGUACUGUAUAUUUUUAUGACAGAAUUUUUUAUAUACAUUAUUAUACAUGAGGAACUUUGUCUUAUGGUUUAUGCAAUUCAUGAUACAAAAUGGUUAAAAAAUAGUACAAAUAUUUAAAGUGAAGAUUCUGUUAAUACUAACUUUUCCCAAUAAGCAUAUCAUAAAAUAUGAUACAAUAAAGUUUGAUUUCUUUUUACUAAUAUGUUUCAGAAAAAAUCUAUUCGACUUUUAGUGAAAAUGUUUUUGUUAUAUAUAUAUUUGUUACAUCCCUGGGGAGAAACCUCAGGUUUGCCUUUGUCCAUGAUCCAGGAGUGGAGUGGGAAUGUCGUAAAAUAAAGUCAAAUUCAAUAUUAUGUUUAUUAGGAAAAGUAUAUUACAAUCCCAUACUUAAAAUAUUCGUACUAUAUUUAUGCAACAUUAAUAAUAUAAAACACACCACUAACCAGUGUUUGUGUGCCUAAAUAUAAUUGUUUUGCUAAACAUGAUCACCAUAGAAGAACUGCAUAACUUGCAACUCCAUGCAAGACAGGUAAGUUUUCAAAUAGCUUGUUUAAAUCUGCUCUUGAGUAUUAAAAACACAUGUAUUUUCAGUUGCUACCUUUUGAAAUUCACAUUAAGCUCCUUUGUAAAUGUUGAUAUUUGAUUCUGUGACUUUAAAUUUGUAAUGUUUCAAGUUAUCUUUGUGCAAAGUUGUGGGACUAAAGGUAGUAGUAAAUACGGCCUUCUGCUUCUUACUGGUGUCAGAUGGAGAGAAGCGUAUAUUUGACUAUGAUUAUGAAUUUUCUAAGCCAGGUUUUUAAACAAAGGGACUCCCAUUUGUUGGAUUAGAUAAAUGUGGUCUCAUUCUUAAGUGCCGGGGAAUUUCACGGCACUGUGUAGUUUGUAUGAUAUCAUCUACUACUAAAUUUGCUCACCCACACAGCGUAAUGCACUGAGAUAAUCUGAAACUCUAUAGAUAUAGAAAUAAUAUGAGACAAUAGAAAUGUCAUAUUGUUUUUGAUAAAGAUAAUAUGUUUGUGUCGUCUUGCAAUGUACGUAGUAUUCUGAGUUUUAGAGCAGUUUUAAAGCUGUCAAAUAAAAUUCAAAAUAUGAAAACGAUAUGGGGACUGGUGGGGAUGAUCACCAUCAGUUGCGACGUCACAUUACUAGUACUUACUAUUUCUAUAGUCCUAUAUUAUUCCAAAUUCUGUGAAAAUCUCAUGUGGAUCAUGUUAGUUUGUGCUUAAGUAUUAAUAUUAAGUAUUUUUCCUAGCUAUAUACAUCAAUGAGCUAGUCAUUCUUUUGAUCAAUACUGAUUGAUGGCAUAAUUUUACUUUGUUAUGAGUGAUUAUAAAGUGAUUUAGGUACUUUAUAUGAAUUCUAGUAUUUCCAAGACCGAAAUCACUUCUGUACAUAUUGUUACACAUAUUCUGCAAUAAAUUCCAGAUUAUGCUCAUUUGCAAAAUAUAUUAUUAGAAUCUUUCAGUCCUGUA